AUGGGAGACAAUACCAAGACUGGCGCUCAGAUCGAGAGUGCUGAGGCUGAUCCCAACCGCCUUCAAGAUGUUGACCUGAACGACAAGGGGCUCAAUGCUGAAGCCCUUGAGGGCAACGCACAAGAGCAUAGCCUUACCUUCCUUCAGGCAAUGAAGACGUAUAAGCGCGCAGCGUUUUGGUCGAUUAUGAUCUCGUUGACCGUCAUCAUGGAAGGGUACGACGUGACGCUCCUCAGUUCCUUCUACGGCUACCCCAAGUUUCGAGAGAAGUACGGCGAAUGGCUCAACGAAGAGAGCGGAUAUCAAAUCUCCUCCGCCUGGCAGCAACGAUUCAAUGCCCUCGCUGCCGUCAUGAACAUUAUCGGUGCCAUUCUCAACGGCUGGGCUACCGCGCGAUGGGGCCACCGCAAGGUGCUCAUAGUCAGCUUGCUCGCCUUGACCGGCUUCAUCUUCAUCGUGUUCUUUGCCCCCACCAUAGAGAUCAUCCUCGUGGGUGAGAUCUUCUGCAACAUUCCCUGGGGUGUGUUCGCAACCACUGGCCCUGCCUACGCCGCCGAGGUCGUGCCAAUGGCUAUCCGCGGAUACUUGACUGCCUACAUCAACCUCUGCUGGGUCAUAGGGCAGCUCAUCUCCGCCGGUGUCCUCGCUGGGCUGGUCAAUAACAAGUCAGAAUGGUCCUACAGAAUCCCCUUUGCCAUCCAAUGGGUCUGGCCAAUUCCCCUCAUGAUCUUUGCCUAUCUGGCGCCCGAGUCCCCCUGGUUCCUCGUCCGUCAGGGCAGAUUGGACGAAGCCAAGAAUAGCUUGAAGCGGCUCUCGGAGCCCAGCCACAACGUCAACUACGAUGCCGCUGUGGCUCUCAUGGUUCACACCAACAAGCUGGAGAUGGAGGAGCGUUCCGGUGCCACGUACUGGGAUGCUUUCCGGGGCACGAACCUUCGCCGAACGGAGAUUGCGUGCAUGGCUUUCCUCUCGCACAUUACAAAUGGCGGUGCGCUUUGCUACAGUGGAAGCUUCUUCUUCCAACAGACCGGCAUCGCCGACGACGUUGCAUACAACAUCACCCUCGGCGGCAAGGGUCUCUCGUUUAUCGGCACCGUGGUUUCCUGGUUCUACAUCCACAGAUUUGGACGCCGGAGAAUCUGGCUCACGGGGUUCGGCACACUAGUCAUCCUUCUCUGGCUUGUUGGUUUCCUGGCGCUGCCUCACCAGACCUUGGGUCUCGCCUGGGGCCAGUCCAUCCUGUGCGUCGUGUGGCUGGGUGUUUACUCCAUGUCUGUCGGGCCAAUCGUCUACACCAUGGUAUCUGAGAUUGGAUCAACCCGUCUCCGAACCCAGACUGUUGUCCUUGGCCGAAGCGUGUACUACCUGGGUAACAUCAUCUGCGGUGGAGUCCUGCAGCCCAAGAUGCUGGCUCCCGGUGACUGGAACUUGAAGGGAAAGACUGCUUUCUUCUGGUCUGUGCUUGCUACUUUGACCUUUGUCUGGGGGUACUUCCGCUUGUUUGAGACCAAGGACCGAACAUUCGGUGAACUGGAUAUUAUGUUCCAGAAGGGAGUGUCUGCCAGAAAAUCGGCCAAGUAUGUCAUCAACAACGAGGAUAUGUUCAUGGGUGAGCACAUCGUCAAUGAGAAGAAGGAAGAGGUGGGCCAAAAUUGA
Messenger RNA from Clonostachys rhizophaga, 1656 nucleotides. The record is from the annotation of a GenBank genome assembly. Lineage: Eukaryota; Fungi; Ascomycota; Sordariomycetes; Hypocreales; Bionectriaceae.